AUGGGAACCCUAUCACCUUCCCAAUCGACGGACCCGAAAGAAAAACCCGAAAACCACUUUCCGUUCCACCACGAACCCUACUACAACUACUCCCACUCGGCCCCCGGAUCAUACCCGCCCGUCGGGCCUCCGCAACUCUACCCGCCCGACUACUACAACUACUACUACAACCACCACCACCACCAACCGCCGCCUCCCCUGGUGGGCCCCACGCCCCGCCCGGGCACGUUCGGCCGCUUCAUGCUCAUCCUCAUGGCACUCCUCCUCGUGUGCAUGUGCAUGACGAGCCUCGCCGUUUGGUUCCUCUACGGCGUGAACGCCCCCGAAUUCGAGGUCUCUUCCCUUCGAGUCUCCAACUUCACUGCGGGCCCAGUCGGCCUGACGGCCUUCUGGGACGCGUCCCUCCUCGUCGCCAACGAUAACCGGGACGUGUCAUUCGGGUUCCGGCACGUGCGUUCCGUGGUCCUCUACCAAGGAUACAUCCUCGGGUUCUCGUCUGAGCGCGCGUUCGGGGUGGAAGGUGGGGCAAGGGGUGAGUUGAGGGUCCGAGUGGAGGCGGGCGGGGGAGGGGGAGGGAUGGUGGACGUGGACAACGUUAUGGUGCCGGAGCUCGCCCGGGAGUGGGAGGCUGGGGGAGCGGUGUUCGAGUUGAGGCUAGCGAUGACGGUAAACGUCACGUCGGGAAGAGGGGUAGAGUACAGACAACAUAGCUUAACGGUGGCGUGCGACGGGCUCCGGGUGGAGACGGAAGGGCCGCCGGGGUCCGGCGAGGGGAAGCUAACCGAAGGCGGUGGGGCCCACUGCUUGAUAAGCAUGUGA
Molecule: messenger RNA, 819 nt
Organism: Striga hermonthica
Lineage: Eukaryota; Viridiplantae; Streptophyta; Magnoliopsida; Lamiales; Orobanchaceae
Source: the annotation of a GenBank genome assembly